Mixia osmundae IAM 14324 is the source of this 3756-nucleotide messenger RNA. RefSeq lists its product as uncharacterized. The transcript has 4 exons. Lineage: Eukaryota; Fungi; Basidiomycota; Mixiomycetes; Mixiales; Mixiaceae. Gene Ontology annotation, molecular function: protein binding. Bases 1 to 3756 code for a protein of 1251 amino acids. The record is from RefSeq and is a predicted model, not a curated record.
AUGGCUACCGUCGUCUACGGACUGCAUGCAUUCGAUGCAGAGAACCCAGACGAGAUAUCAUUCAUCGCGGGGGAGAGGAUAGACGUGGUCGAGCGAGACGACCAGUACAAUGAUGGCUGGUGGCAGGGUCGCAACGCCGCCGGUCAAGUCGGCCUAUUCCCAUUCUCCUAUACAACAGUAGACGCUCCUACACCGGCGCCGGCAGCGGCAACGACGGCGUCGCCUCGCAAGUCUGACGCUGUCGAGCGGUCGCCAGCGGGCCUGCCGGCACCGCUCAAUGCGCAAGCGCUGAGCUCAAACAAGCCGCUUCCUGUACCCUCGGCUGACUCUUUCCCGAUGUCAGUCAGCUCGACGGAAGAGUCAUUGCCCGCCCUGGCGAGUAGCACUGGUGCGCUUGAUCGUAGCGGUCCUCGAACGAGUUCAGAGGCGACACCAAUCCCAAAAUCAAGCGCCAAACUCGGCUUCCCUCUGCCGACAGAUUAUGCCAACGAUACCCCGCCGGCGAAGGAGAAGACGGAAGCCGAAGCUCUGUCUGCCAGGUCAGGAAGCGAAUUGCCACGCUCGGCAGAUCACGUCGACUCGCCUAUCAUGCAGGGCACGAUGACAGAAGUUCAAAAGGCCAUUGCUGAGCUGCGCUCACCUCCCGCUUCAGCCGCAAACGGGCCCGGCCGGCCGCGCAAAGGCACCAAUGAGACGACAGAGAGCAGCGUUAUAUCCAGCCGCGACGAAGAUGCUAGUGACGCAGACUCAGAGUAUGAAGCGGGACCACGUAACCGCGCCAAGCUAGCCGAGCGUGCUCAGGCUGAUCUACGGCGACAAGAGGAAAUCGCACGAGAGCGGCAGGCCGCAAAGGACCGCGAGGACGAAGCAAUACGUGCUCAAGCGGCCAACAAGAGGCGAGAAGGUCAAGCCGUCUUGCCAAUUGAAGGCCUGCAGCUUAGCGAUGAUUCUGGUGACGAGGGUGAUGAGUCGCCUGUCAUCCCUCGACCAGUGCCAGCCUCGGCAGCGCCAGGUAGUGAGCACACGGGCUACGGCCUCGCAGCUGCAGGCGCAGCAGGCCUACUGGCAGCGACCUCUGGCGCGGCUGUCCUGGGCGCGGCUGCCAUAGGAGCUGGUGCAUAUGUCGCCGGGCAGACUGCUGAGCCCGCGGACACGACCAAGCCCACACAAGACAAUGCUGCUUCAGGCACAUCAGACGCGGCAGCAAGAGCUCAAGCCGGCUCACGUGCCAUCUCUUACUCCGAAAGGGCUCAGCCUACAUAUGCCGAGCAAGGCAUGCCGCAACACUUGUCAGCAUCUAUGCCGGCAAAGCCGUACGGCACCGCCAAUCAGACACAUGCGCUAGGUUUGGCGGGCACCACGGGCGGCUCGAGUUUGGUUCACGCCGUCGGCAACGGGACCAUGUCUGCUAUGACAUCAGAAGACAGUAGGCGAGAUUCUCAGCCAGGAGCAUUCGGCAAUGGUCAGGCAUCCGGCAUGGCCGCAUCAGGCGGUAUGCAAGUCGGCGGCGCAUCUUCGCAGAACGGGAUGUCGAAGAUGCAGGGACAACACCGCCCAGAUGACCCUCGAGACUGGACGGUCGACCAAGUUGUCGAAUGGGGCGCCUCGAAACGACUGGACGCUUUCACGCUCGAAAAGCUGCGGGAACACGAGAUCACUGGAGACGUACUGCUUGAACUCGACAAAGAUACACUUGUACAGAUGGACCUGCGCGCAUUGGGACCACGCAUGAGACUUUCGAGAGGCAUCCAAGAGCUCAAAGAGGCUCUCGCAUCGCCCAAUGCGUCUCUCUUCAUGGCCUCUCAGGGUCGAUCGGACAGCGGGGGCCUUGCAUCGACGCAUAUGCAGUCACUAGGCUCGAACAUGACGGCAGGACACUCUAUUGAUACCCAGCGUCAGCUCAAUGGCGGCUAUGCCGCCCCCAGUAUGGCCCCUAGCACCACUGCCGGCAACAGCGAGCUCUAUAUCGUGCCUUCGCCCCAAGAUCUCCGGACGCGAGAACCCACGCACUCUCGAGAGCCUUCGGUACGCGCUACAGAGCCCGCUUCGCAACCUGCAUCACGGCCUGUCUCUACGGGUCAAGCGUUGAGCUCGGCGCUGGCUUCGCCUGCGCUACAUCACAAGACACCGGGAGGAUCGGUGGAUACAUUCGAUACCGCAGACGAGCAGCCGACGGAGCUUUCGCCAAGGUCGAUACCGUCGACAACCACGACGGACACGGCAGCUGCGACAGCUUCGACUCUGAGGCAUGUCAAAUCAGACCCUCGUGUCACGACAGACAAUGCGAGCGAGCGAUCCGGAACACCCACGAAUGACCUCAAGAGAUCUUCGUCGAGCACCAAGGGAUUCUUGGGUACAGUCUUGCGGCCAGGUCGAAAAGCACCGCCUGCUGCCGGCAGUAUCAGCUCGCUCGAAGGCGUGCAGCCUGACACUGUCAGCGCGACGAGCGGCUCGCCAACGAGCAAGGGAAUCAGGCCGCCGAAACGUUCCACCCGCUUGUUCGGCUUUGGUCAACAGCCGAUACCUGCCGAGCCGGAACGGGCUCGACCGAUGAUAUCGAAUCCGUUAGAGGCUAAUAACGGCCUUGCAUCUGUCGGCGAAGACGGCGAGCCCAGCUCAACACCUCGUAGCCCGCCCGCCACCAAGCCACUUUCGCCAGCGCCAGCACCGCCGCCUAAGACGAACUCGGACACUAGCAUCUUCCGGUCCGCGAAUGCGUUAAAGCAGAUCGGCGUGCCAGAUCACUCUGGCUGGAUGCUGAAACGAGGGCGUCAGUACAAUAUGGCCAAAUUGCGCUACUUUGUCCUCAAAGGCCAGGACCUAUAUUACCUCAAAUCCGAUCAAGAGCGGAAGAUCAAGGGCUGGAUACAUCUUGUCGGCUACAAAGUCUUGUCGGAUAGCGACUUUUCUGGCGGACGGUUCGGCUUCAAGAUUCUGCACGAAAGCAAGCCUGCACACCACUUUGGAUCUGACGACCCGAGCGUGAUCCGUACAUGGAUGAAGGCGCUCAUGAAGGCCACCAUCUCUCGCGAUUUCUCCCAGCCCAUCAUUACCUCCUCACACAUUGCUACGAUGUCGCUGGCAGAGGCGCAAGCGAUGAACCCGCCGAUCAGGCCGCCCUCUCCUAGCCAGCGUGCACAGAUCCAGAAGGCUCACUAUACGACGAAUCCGAAUACGCUGACGCCAAAGGAUGCAGAGAUACUGAUGUCGCUCAGCAAGCCAACGCCCGCGCCGCCGAUCAAGAAUGCGUCGCGCAAGCGACAGAGCCAAGCUGGAUCAGUCAUCUCACCCCAGAGCUCGACGUUUGGCAUUUCGCAAGUCGCAGAGCAACAGGGCGGCCAGCCGGGCCGGCCGACACGGCGGAGACCGAGUCAGCAGAGCGAAUCGCCCAUUGUACAGCGACGACUAUCCUCGUUACACUCGCCCGCCAAUGCAGAUGAAGGGCUCAUCGACUGGGCCAAUUCGCAUCUGCCUGCAGAUUCUCCCCUGGCGGUCAAUCUGGGAUCCUCUUUCCAAUCCGGUCAGCUUCUCACACGACUCAUGGAAACGCUCUCUGGCAAAUCGCUUCAUAUUGACGAAGCUCGCUUCCAUGCUGCGAACAACGAGAUGGAUCUUGACCUCUGGCUGGACAUCUUCGACCUGCUCAUUGCGAGCGGUGUCGAUGUCAAGGACAUCAGUCCUGCCGACGUUAUGCACGGUGAUCGGGCAAAGAUCAGCAAGCUGGUCGGCUCAAUCAAAGACACUUAUUCGACUUGA